Messenger RNA from Etheostoma spectabile (orangethroat darter), 790 nucleotides. Its product is annotated as otoraplin. The record is from RefSeq and is a predicted model, not a curated record. Gene Ontology annotation, biological process: cartilage condensation. NCBI's taxonomy places the organism in Eukaryota, Metazoa, Chordata, Actinopteri, Perciformes, Percidae. Bases 158 to 547 code for a protein of 129 amino acids. The transcript is spliced from 4 exons. Gene Ontology annotation, molecular function: protein binding.
AGGCAACCUCUGAUGUAGGAGCUCAGCCCAUUCAAUCCUGGCUGAAAUAACUGUUAUGGAAUUUUUACAGCCUUAAGUUCCUGCAAAUGCCCACAUUCAUAUCCGCACUCACACACAACGCUCUCUUGGUUCUGCUCUUUCGGCUCUUUCGGUCAGCAUGAGCUUUCCACUGGUGAUUCUGCUCUGUGUGGGACUUCUGCACCAGACUGCGAGGGCCGUCCUUAUGGAUAAACUAGCAGACAACAAGAUUUGUGGAGAUGCAGAAUGCUCAUAUGUUCUCUCCAUGGCCACAGCCUUGGACGACUUCACAGCUCCUGACUGCAGAUUCAUCAACAUCAAGAAGGGUCAGAUGGUCUAUGUGUAUUCUAAACUCGUACCAGAGGAGGGCGCUGGAGUAUUCUGGUCUGGAAGUGUUUACAGUGAGCGGUAUGUGGACCAGAUGGGCAUCAUUGGAUACUUCCCUGCAACUAUGGUGAACGAGACACAGAAGUUUACAGAAGACACAAUUAGGAUUCCCACAGCUAACAUGGACUUCUACUGUGAUUAAGACAUGACAGACUGAAACUUCUUUCAUCUCAAGCUUUGCUUUUUAGUAACUCAUGCUCUUAUAAAGGAGAGUAGUUCAUCUCUUGGGCCAGUGUGUCAGACCAUGUCCUAUUACAUCUUGUGGUGUUAAAUCCAACUGCAACACAAACCUGGACACUCUCAGUCCUCCAUAAGCCCAGAGUCUGACACCUAUCUGUCUUGCUUUGUCUCAACUAGACACUUUUCUCAAUAAACCCUUUUUCAU